Saccostrea echinata is the source of this 2274-nucleotide messenger RNA. RefSeq lists its product as uncharacterized. NCBI's taxonomy places the organism in Eukaryota, Metazoa, Mollusca, Bivalvia, Ostreida, Ostreidae. The transcript is spliced from 4 exons. The record is from RefSeq and is a predicted model, not a curated record. Bases 190 to 1128 code for a protein of 312 amino acids.
UCCGAGAGACCCCGAGUGGUUCAGAUUCUGUAUUACAUGGAUAUAGCUUGUAAUAAAAAAUCUGGAAAUCUCUAAAACGAUGUGUGACAAUUAAAUGAAAGCUUUAAUUACAAAGUGGAUUGAAGAUGGCUGAUGACGUCAAACGAUGCUGUAAAACGCAAGAGGAAAAUAUAGGACAAAUCUUUUUCAAUGGUACCUAAAUGGCCGUCAAAGUCCCCCUUUAUGUUAGUAGACAGCUUGUACCGCUUUAGAGGACUCGAGAUGGAUUUAAAGGGAAAGGUUUCAGUGGCAGGAAUAUGGAUAUUUUUAUUAUAUGCCACCACUGUGUGUGUUACUCGCGCCUUUAGAUUUCCCAAAACCUCCAGUCCCAUAAAACGAAAUUGUAGUUCAUUGUCACCAUGUAAAAGGGUGUUUCAGUUAACCUUUGCGGAGAAAGUUCGCAUUGACAUGCUAAAGAAACAUAUCAUGAACGAGUUAAACAUACAAGAUAACACGGUAAAAGGUUCUAAUAAUGGGAUAUUGAGGAAACAGCAGGACCAAAGUGUUCCUCCCAAACCUGAACCAGAGAGUUUCCUGCAGGAAAUGGCGGAAAUUGUCAGUUUCUCGGAAAAACCAGAGAACAUCUCGGAGCGAAAUGUCCUAUCAUUCACCAUUGACGUCAGUACCAAACCAAAACAAAUAGAAGCAGUGAGUGCACAUUUAUGGAUUCUCAUGAGAAAACGAAAACGAGGCAGGUCAAAGGGCAGAAAGGUCAUACUUCGAGUUAUGAAGGUACCCAAUCAGAAAGACGAGAAAUUUCACUAUCUUACAGCUUUAAGAACUAGGGUGAAAAAAUCAAGAUGGCAGAAAAUCAGCCUUCCGGUGACACUAAUUCAGUCAAUGUUAGAUUCCAAGGACAAAGCAUUAAAUCUACGGAUUUCGUGUAAAUACUGUGGUAGAAUGGUGCGUCCAGUAUUGUUUCGGAGGGAAGAUAAAAACCUGACAAUGAAAAACGGAAAGACACGAAGAGGGAAAAAACGACGACGGCGUCGGAGGCGCAUGCGUAACAGGAAAACCAAUGAGAAUAAUAGAAUUCAACCAUUUCUCGUAAUAAGUACUAGAUACCGGCAUACAUUUAAGAAAUCAUGAAAUCAUGAGUUAACUUCUUGAGAGACCAAAGUUUCCGACCAGCAUUGUGUUCACUACUUAAAUAAUAUAAUCACUGUGCGUAAUCACCUACUCAUGGGAGUCACGUGAUAAAGGGAGAUGGUAGUCACGUGAUAAAAGAAGAUGAACUCGCUGUCAACAACUAAGAAAAAAAAUUGACAUGAUAUUUACUGCCUGCAUUUUAUAAAGAGCUAGAGUGCGUGAAUGUACAUGUAUAUCAUUUCAACAUCCAUAUAUUCCCCAUAGUAAUUGUAUAUAAACAAAGGUAUUACAUCUGACUUAAUUAACUGGUAUUAUGUUCGAGCGAAGUAAGUUCUUACGAUAUUGGUUUUAAAUACCGUCAACCAAGUUCAAGUUCAAUUUAUUCACUCAAACCAAUUAAUGGUACAUGAGGUUCUAUGCACGUUAUAUACAAAAACAAUAUACAAGAUACACGUGAAAUGGCGGAAAUACAUUCAAAUUAUAGAGUAACCAAUAAUAAUAAUAAUAAUAAUAUAAUUAUGGAGGACAGACUUGUUCAUAUACCCUAUCUAUGUAGCUGCAUAGUUUGAUUAAUACCUUAGAGUCAGCAGUUGACAACAAUUCUGAGAAUUUGUAGAAAUUUGGUCUAUUACAAUAUUUACCAGGUAGAUACUUUUUUCUGCAUUCUGAGAAAAAUUGACAUUCUAAAAUAUAGUGAUACUCAUCUGCUAUUUGUCCAUUAUUACAGAUAUUACAGAGUCUAUCAUUUUUGGGAAUUCCAAACCAUCUCCCAGUCUCAACUGGGAGAUGAUGAUUUGCUGUUCUUAAUUUAAUUAAAAUUGUUCUAAAUUUUCUAGGGAGAAAGUCUAAAUAUUUUUCAAAUCCAAACUCUGUUUUGAAGAUACUAUACAUAUGACCUUUAGACGAAUCGCGCACAUCACUUUGCCAUUUCUGUAUGUACUGAUCUUUAAGACGUUGGUUCUUAUGAAAUUGGGUUCGUUGUGAAAACAAUAAUUGUAAAGUAAUACUUUACUUCAAAUUACUUUACUUUACUUAAGAAAAGCAUUUAAAAAUAUUAAUUUUUUUUGUAAUGUUUUAUUGAAACAUUUACUUUUCUGUAUACAAUAAGUAUUUGAAUAUUUUACACCCCAGUUUGUAUUUCGAAAG